CCCGUCACCCCCUCCUCGCACCGGCACCCACCCCCUCGGCAUUGCAACCAUGAACCCGGCCAUGAACAACCUCGUCAUCUCCCUCGCCGCCAUGCAAGUGGCGAAGAGGGUGCCGUUCGAGGACCCGCAGGUGCUCAUCUACGUGCGCAUUGCGUACGUCGCGACCCAGGCCGUCGUCCUUGCGGUGUACUACUACGUCGCGCAACAGAUCCGGAAGAAGAACGACCAGACGGUGCUCAAGUAUGUCGAGCCUAAUGCGAUGAACAAAGACGGGGGCAAGCUGGUCACGACGACGGUGCGCGACUACGACCUGGGCGAGGUCUCGAAGCUCGUGCGCGCGGUGUACAUGGGUCUCGCGAUGAUGGCGUUCAUGCAUCUCUACCUCAACUACACCCAGCCGUUGUUCAUCCAGGCACUCAUGGGUCUGAAGACGCUCUACGACGCGAAGCCGGUCUCGAUCCACCUGCUCGGCAAGCCCGCCGAGGGCGACCUCAAGCGGCCAUUCAAGGUCGGCGGCAUGUUCGGUGCCGCGUCGGACCCGCAGACGGACAAGGCCGCGAUCGACGAGGCCGAGAAGCGGAUCGGGAAGAAGGACGACUAGAGCGUCGUGUCUGUCGUCUGCCGCUUGUGUCAUCAGGCGCGCCAGUUGGGAGCGGGGGUGUGUACGGUACGGUACGAUAUGGAGCGGAAUGGGACGGCGGCGGCGCGUCCGCUCUGACUAUCCUGGUGUUCAUUAUUUGCCGCGCGUCCGCCGGAGGGGCGCUGCAAAAACAUAUCCUUGGUUAAUACGUUCGGCUCA
Molecule: messenger RNA, 799 nt
Organism: Trametes versicolor FP-101664 SS1
Lineage: Eukaryota; Fungi; Basidiomycota; Agaricomycetes; Polyporales; Polyporaceae
Product: inorganic phosphate transporter
Exons: 7
Coding region: 50-601 (183 amino acids)
Biological process (GO): protein targeting to ER
Cellular component (GO): endoplasmic reticulum; mitochondrion
Source: RefSeq, a predicted model, not a curated record